Messenger RNA from Equus quagga, 3692 nucleotides. Its product is annotated as zinc finger protein 345-like. Bases 409 to 2481 code for a protein of 690 amino acids. The record is from RefSeq and is a predicted model, not a curated record. NCBI's taxonomy places the organism in Eukaryota, Metazoa, Chordata, Mammalia, Perissodactyla, Equidae. The transcript is spliced from 3 exons.
CGGUCCCUCCAGGCCACUGGACCUGCAGUGUCUCCGCGGGUACUCAAACCAGCUCAGGACCGUGCGGGAUCGGGGGUCCCGAGCCCCGGGGUUGGGGCGGCUUCUGGGCAUUGGAGCCUGGGGCUGAGACUAUCCAGAGAGUGACGGCGGCUGGCCGGCGCCAGUGAUAAAAUACGAGGCCCAGCCUAGUGCCAAGGGGUCAGAAAUAGGUGGGGGCAGAGAGGAGAACUCCCUGAGAGCCACAAACUGGAGAAUAGACGCCCCUUGGCUAGUCUAGGGGCUUGUCUGGAGGAGGCCCAGGAUCACUAAGGAAGCAGAACUAGCGGUAGUAUAGGAAACAGCCUGUGUGAUGUCACAGAGCCGGGAGCACUGCAAGGUGCAGGGGACGACUUUCCGUGAAGAAAGAGAAUGUCAUAUCAAUGGAAUCAUAUGCUGUGUAACCUUUUGAGACUUGCUUCUGUCACUCAGCACAAUGCCUUUCAGACUCAUCCAUCUUGUGUAUAUGAGAAGUCUGGACCUAAAGCCAACAAAUCAACAGUAAAGCAGCAGGACAUUUUCAAUGAAGGUUCAUUCCAAGGAAUAAAGAUGGAAGAAAUUACAAAGAGAAAGUCUGUAUUGGGAGAAACCUGGAAAUCUAGAGGCCAGUUUAAGAAUCAGCACCUAAACCAGGAGAAUUAUCUGGGACAAGAUAUACUCACCUGCAUGGAAAUUCCUGCCAAAGAAAGAGAUAUAGAGUCUAAUGAAUUUGGAAAAGGUUUCAGUAUAAGAUCAGUAGUUGUUUUGGAGCAGAAUGAUCCUGUAGGAGAGUGUUGUCAUGAAUAUGGUACACCUGGAAAAAUAUUCCAACAAAACUCAGAUUUAAUUAGACAGAAGAAGUGUGAUGGAAAGAAACCUUGUAAAUGUAGUGAAUGUGGGAAAACCUUCAGAGACCACACUACUCUUAUUCAGCAUCAAAGAACUCAUACUGGAGAGCGACCCUAUAAAUGUAAUGAAUGUGGAAAGAGGUUUAACCAGAGUUCCCACUUAACAAACCAUCAGAAGACUCAUACAGGAGAAAAGCCCUACAAAUGCAAUGAAUGUGGGAAGGCCUUCAGUUAUUGCUCAGUCCUUAUUCAACAUCAGAGAAUUCAUAGUGGGGAGAGACCUUAUGAGUGCGUUGAAUGUGGCAAGACAUUCAGUCGUAGUACAUACCUUACUCAGCAUCAAAGAAUUCACACUGGUGAGAAACCCUAUAAAUGUCUCGAAUGUGGGAAGGCUUUUAGCCAGAGCACACAUCUUACUCUCCAUCAGAGAAUUCAUACUGGAGAGAAACCUUAUGAAUGCAAUGAAUGUGGUAAAACCUUUAGUCAGAGUGCACAUCUUACUCAACAUCAAAGAAUUCACACAGGAGAAAAGCCCUAUGAAUGUAAUGAAUGUGGGAAAGCCUUCAGUGAUCACUCAGCUCUUAUUCGACAUCAUAUUGUCCAUACUGGCGAGAAACCUUAUGAAUGUAAUGACUGUGGGAAAGCUUUCAGUUACUGUUCAGACCUUAUUCAACAUCAAAGAAUGCAUACUGGAGAGAAACCAUACAGAUGCAAUGAAUGUGGGAGUUCCUUUAGUGAUUGUUCAGCCCUUAUUCAGCAUCAAAGAACUCACACUGGAGAGAAGCCCUACGAGUGUAAUGAAUGUGGGAAAGCUUUUGGUAACUACUCAGCUCUUAUUCGACAUCAAAGAAUUCAUACUGGAGAGAAACCCUAUGAAUGUAAGGAAUGUGGAAAAGCCUUCAGCAGAAGUACAUACCUUACUCAACAUCAGAGAAGUCAUACAGGAGAGAAACCAUAUAAAUGUAAUGAAUGUGAGAAAAGUUUCACCCAGAGUUCAUUCCUUACUCAACACAUGAGAGUUCAUACUGGAGAAAAACCCUACAAAUGUAUUGAAUGUGGGAAAGCUUUUAGUGACCGCUCAGGGCAUAUUCAGCAUCAGAGAACUCACACUGGAGAGAAGCCCUAUGAAUGUAAUGAUUGUGGGAAAGCUUUCAGUUUCUGUUCAGCUCUUAUUCAGCAUAAGAGAGUUCAUACUGGGGAGAAGCCCUAUAAAUGCAAUGACUGUGGAAAAGCCUUCAGUGAUCGGUCAGCACUUAUUCAACAUCAGAGAACUCACACUGGAGAAAAGCCCUAUAAAUGUAAUGUAUGUGGAAAAGCCUUCAGUCAGAGUACAAACCUCACAAAUCACCAGAAAACUCAUACUAGUGAAAAAUCUUAUAAAUGUAAUGAAUGUGGGAAAGCUUUUAGUUACUGUUCAGGCCUUAUUCAACAUCAGAUGACUCAUAGUGGAGAGAAACCUUAUGAAUGCAGUAAAUGUGGGAAAGCCUUCAGCUGGAGGACAGACCAUAAAAAACAUCAGAAAACUCAUACUGAAGAGAAACUCUACAAAUGUAAUGAGUGUGGGAAAGCCUUUAGCCAGAGCACAUAUCUUACAAAACACCAGAAAAUUCAUAGUUGAGAGAAAGCAAAUACACAUACUGAAUGUAGGAAAACCUUCAGACAAAACUCUUCUGUUCCGCAUGAAAAACCUCACACUGGAGAGAAGUCCUCUGAAUACCUUGGGAGUUUGGCCAGUAUGGUGACUCUUCCCAAGGAAACAGAAGGAGGAUCUUGAAAACUGUCAGCUACCUAGAGUGGCCACAUGGCUUAGUGGAAAGAGCACAAUUCUGAGUUUUAGAAGUCCUGGACUCUAAUUUCAGCUCUCUUACUAACUAGGUCUAGUACUUACUUCAGGGUAAGUUACUUUACCUCUUUAGACCUUAAUUUAUUCAUCUGAAAAAUUGGAAUGCCUGAUUAAUCUUUAAGAUUCACAUUUAUUUUAUUUACUACUAGUGCAGGCUUUUAUAGAUGUGAUUCUUAAUUUGUGACUUAUUUAUAAUAAAUACAUCAGGUGUGAUUCACAGUGUGAGCAUGUAGUAGUCAUUAAGGAUUCAAUAAAAAUGUAGACCACAUGCUAUAUAUACUAUUUAUUACCUUUGCAUUGGUUCUCCAAAGUUCAGCAUAUCAUGAAUAUUGAAGAAAAUUGAGAGAUAAAAUAGUAUAAGUUCUAUGAAUUAUUGCAGUGGGAAAGUUGAGAUCUUUUCUUGGUUAAGAAUCUGGUUGUUAGAUAAAACCUUAGAAAAGAAUGAACUAAAAUGUUGGUAAAGGCUAGAUUACCUAGAAUCUGUCCAAACUUAGUCUUGAAAUAUAAACUUUCUCUACUAAGUUUAGUAUGGUUGCCAUCAUGUCCCAGAUGAAAAGGAACUAGAAAACAUGUCUUGGGCAGGUUACCAAGAAAAGAUGAAAUUGGAAAGUUUGUUAUUUCCAUACCUAAAUAUAUGAAGGCCAGGUGGAUGAGAAUAAAUGCUGAGAUCCAACACAUCUAGAAAAGUCUAUUGUUCUAUUGUCUGACUUUUUCCUGUGACUACAGAGACAAUGGCCUGAAAAUAUGAAGAUUUACCCCAGAAACCUGUGAUUUUAUUGACCAGCUAGGGACAGAAAAAAGAUAGAACUUAUCCAAUGUAUGGUUUUGGAGACUCUUCUAGACUUACUGAAUCUGGAGUUCAUUUUGGUGUCCAAGAAGAUUGUUCACACGUAAGGGUAGAUUAUUAUGGACUUGCUACACAAGCUUUGAGAAAACCUGGACUUAAGGAAGUUGUGUUUAAGCCUGACUGAAUUUAUGUAUCCUUC